AUGGACGCCGUCGAUGCGUCUGCCCACUACGAGGUCUCUGCGUCGGCCGAGACCCCGGCCCUUCUGACCAUCGUCCUCGACACGAACCCGCGCGCCUGGGCCGCGCUGGCCAAUACUCUGCCACUCAGCAAAGCCAUCGCCAACAUCCUCGUCUUUGCCAACUCGCAUUUGGCCCUUGGGAGCACCAACCAAGUCGCCGUCAUUGCCUCGCAUAGCAACAGGGCUAUAUGGCUCUAUCCGUCGCCCAAGGAAGUGGCAGCAACGGCGGCCGCAGCUACGGCGACCACGAAAGCACGACGGGCUGCGGCGGCAGCUGCCAAUGGUGGUGACAGCGACGAUGUGCCCAUGACCGACUCCGACAGCAAUGGCAACACGCAUUCUAAUGGCAACGGGAACGGCAACGGCAACGGCAACGGCAGCAACAUACCACAGACCGUGCCCUCCUCUGCCAACAAGUUCCCACAGUUCCGCGAGAUCGAGACCACCCUCCUCAAAUCCGUCCACGACCUCGUCACCAGCACCACCGAGCGCGACCUCGAAGAAACUACAACCCUGCUGUCGGGUGCCCUGACACUCGCCCUCGCACACAUCAACAAAACCGCCAUCCUGAUCCCGGCAGCGGCGGCGGCGGCAGACGGCAAGGGAAGGCCGUCUGGCCAGCAGGGCGGCAGUAGUGGCAGUGCCGGCAAGGGUGUGGGAGGCGGGCCAGGAAGUGCGCCCGGCAGUGACGGAAAGACAAAGGGCGACGGCAGUGCCUCGUCAGACGAUGUUGGCCUGCAUGCCCGCAUCCUCGUCAUCUCUGUGUCGGACUCGUCCCCGGCGCAGUACAUUCCGACGAUGAACGCCGUCUUUGCUGCCGCCCACGCCGGUGUCGCCAUCGACGUUUUGGCCCUGCGCGGUGCAGCCACCUUCCUACAGCAGGCCGCCUUCAUCACUCGCGGCACAUUCCUGGCACCGCCAGCGCCCGGCGACAGCGCCGACGGCCACGGCCUCCACACGCAGGGCCUGUUGGCGUACUUGAUGCUGGGGUUCAGCGCGGCCUCGGCGCGCGACGUGGCCAACGCGCUCGUCCCCCCGAGUGCUGAUGCGGUCGACUUCCGCGCCGCGUGCUUCUGCCACCGGCGUGUUGUCGACACUGGGUUCGUGUGCAGCAUCUGCCUGAGCAUCUUUUGCGAAGUGCCCGAAGCACCCGCCGGCGACGAGACAGCCGGCGGUCCGCCGACAACCGAGUGCCUAACGUGUGGGUCACGGCUGCGACUAGGUGCCUACGGUGCAAAACCGGCCGUGGUGCCGCGUCCGAAGAAGAAGAAGAAGAAGCGGCUGGGUGGCGCGGCCGGUGGCCGCGAAGAGACUGGCAGCACAGUCGGAACACCCAUGACCUCGUGA
This is a messenger RNA of Sporothrix schenckii 1099-18, 1386 nucleotides long. Its product is annotated as transcription initiation factor TFIIH subunit 3. The coding region runs from base 1 to 1386 and encodes 461 amino acids. Gene Ontology annotation, biological process: nucleotide-excision repair; regulation of DNA-templated transcription. Lineage: Eukaryota; Fungi; Ascomycota; Sordariomycetes; Ophiostomatales; Ophiostomataceae. The transcript has a single exon. The record is from RefSeq and is a predicted model, not a curated record. Gene Ontology annotation, cellular component: transcription factor TFIIH core complex; transcription factor TFIIH holo complex.